This is a messenger RNA of Arctia plantaginis, 1128 nucleotides long. NCBI's taxonomy places the organism in Eukaryota, Metazoa, Arthropoda, Insecta, Lepidoptera, Erebidae. The record is from the annotation of a GenBank genome assembly.
AUGUGUAGUGGUUUUGUCAAGCCCAGUCGGUGGAACUUCGGGACGAAAGUUGCAAUCAUGCCUGAGGUGAGGUUGGAAGAAGCGCGUCGAUUUAUGGUGGAUAGUCUAAAGGCCGCAGGGGCCCCGGAGACCGAAGCAGAGGCUCAUGCCGACCUACUGAUGCAUGCAGACACUGUCGGGCACUACAGCCAUGGAUUAAAUCGUCUUGAGUUUUACGUAAAUGACUGUUUAUCGGGAUCAUGUUUACCAAAAGCUACGCCAUUAAUAUUAAAAGAGUCAGCUGCUACAGCCUGGGUAGAUGGACGCUCUGCCUUGGGAGCUACCGUGGGAAACUUCUGCAUGGACCUGGCUAUCAAGAAAGCAAAGGAGUGCGGCGUUGGAUGGGUCGCGGCUAAAGCUUGCAACCACUACGGCAUGGCAGGCUACUGGGCGCUUAAAGCUGAACGUGAAGGGCUCAUAGGCAUAUCCUGCACAAACUCUUCACCAAUCAUGGUUCCCACCAGGUCUAAGGAGAGGGCUCUGGGUACGAACCCCAUUGCAAUGGCAGCUCCAGCAGUUGAUGGAGACAAAGUGGUGGUCGAUAUGGCGUCUACCACUGUCGCUAUGGGCAAGAUAGAAAUGCAGAUUCAUAAAGGAGAGCCCCUACCACCCAGUUGGGCAUUGGGACCCGACGGUAAACCUACUACCGAUGCUAAAACGGCCUAUAGCACUGCUAUGCUGAUGCCGUUAGGCGGAGAGGAGGAAAUGAGUGGCUACAAAGGCUACUGUCUAGCUACAAUGAUAGAAACCUUUUGCAGUGGAUUGUCAGGUUCCAAUCCGUCACACAAGAAUCGCCUGUGGGAUCUAUCAAACUCAAACAUACCAAUGAAUAUGGGCCAGUGCUUCGCUGCAAUAGACCCCGACUGCUUCGCACCAGGAUUUGGAGAUCGCAUUGCCGAAUGUCUUAAGAUUUGGAGGAGUUUAGAACCGGUGGACCCAUCGUUACCGGUUCUAGCUCCUGGCGAUAAGGAGCGGAUAACUGGCGAAGAGACGAUAUCAAAAGGGACCGUUAACUAUCCACAGAAGCAGUUGGAGGUUAUGGAGAAAAUGGCCAGAAGAAUCGGUGUGAAGCCUAUACAAAUUGGGUAA